This is a messenger RNA of Emericellopsis cladophorae, 1161 nucleotides long. RefSeq lists its product as uncharacterized. The record is from RefSeq and is a predicted model, not a curated record. Bases 1 to 1161 code for a protein of 386 amino acids. NCBI's taxonomy places the organism in Eukaryota, Fungi, Ascomycota, Sordariomycetes, Hypocreales, Bionectriaceae. The transcript has a single exon.
AUGCCCCCUAAGCGCAAAGCUCUGGACACGGCAGACGCCAAUGCCACUGUUGUUCCGCAACCCAACGCAAAGAAGGCCAAGCCUGCAGCCCAAGGUGCAGCAGCUGCUGCGUCGACAGGGCUUGGACCCAUCCACAAGCACGAGAAGCGCUGGUCCAAGGUGUCUGCCUCCAAGAACCUGGAUCUGGACUACCAAAAGUCCAUGCAGGACCCCAACCAUGCCUACGAGUUCAUGUGCAUCUGCGACCCAACCGUAGAUGAUGACGAGUACGACGAGGAAGAAGAAGGAGAAGGAGAAGGAGAAGAAGGAGAAGGGAAAGCAGGAGACAAGCCCUCCUGUGACGGGGGCGAAAAGUGCCCAUGCAACAAGACGGCCACCUCGCUCCCCUCUCACCCGUACACCGUCACCAGAGCAGGCCUCCGCAGGGCGGACAUGGCGCGCAACAUGGCGCACUUCCGCAACCCCGACAUGUUCGCCAUGUACACGUUCAACGACCACCACGCCUAUGGGGUCAUGGAGGUCGUGGAGAACAUGCUGCUCGACUUUGACGAGGCGCGCAAGGCCAAUGAGUGGCGUGAGAUGUGGGCCCUGGUCGAGUCCAUGGUCCUGUUUGUCCAAUUCGGUGGGGGCAGCGACAUGUGCAUGGCCGACGACGUCGAGAGGGUCGAGGGGCUCGCCAUGUCUAUUGCGCGACUGAUCCUGACCACCCUCUCCACGCUCGAGAGCCACGACCAGCUCAAGGAGGGCUCCGACAUUAAAAACUUGGGCUGGAUGCUGGCACUCACGCACGCCAUGUCCGGCACCCUGCGCGAGAUGAGCGUCAUGGGCCCCACGGCGCCCACAAAGGCAAAGGCGUUCAAGUUUAACCCGGAUAACUUGGAUCUCUACGUGUGCGCCUUUGCGCACCGACACGGCAUCACCAUACCGGGUGUCAGUGAGGACGACAUGGCGGAGGCCGCGGGCAUGGCGAUGCCAAAGGCCGGGGCCAAGGACCCAUGGGGCUGGACCAGGGUCGGCGCAUUAGUCGCCGGGGGCGACAGGUUCGACAUUACCACGAUGAGCAGCGCGGAACGCAAGAAAGCCGCCUUUGAUAAGAAGGAUCCCAUUCCCGCAAAGGUCAUGGGGAGCAUUAAGAAGGGCGAGCCGGUGUGUCUGGGGUGA